UUACAGGUAUCAACAAACAAGCCUCUUCGUGAACCAGCUUCUCGUAGUAAAAUAUGGGUAAAACCAACUGACCAGAUGGAUUUGUGGUUAGAUUCACAAGGCUAUUAUAGAAAACACACAGCUAAAGAUGGUUCAUGUCUUUACCGAGCAGUUUCUGAACAGAUAUUUCUAGCUCAGGCAUUUCACCUCGAUGUUAGAAGACAAUGUGCAGAGUAUGCUCAUCGCCAUCCUGAACUGUUAUCAAGUGUAACACAUUGUACAGUUGAUGAGUAUGUGGAUCACAUGAAACAUCCUCAUGAGCUAGGAGGAAAAGUAGAACUACAAGUCAUGUCAUUAAUGUUCAGGAGAGACUUUCUGGUGUUUUAUGAGGUUGGAAAAAACUUCCAACAAGCAACAGAUAAUGGUUUCAAAGAUCGCAUCAUGUUGUGUUUAUCUCAAGAUCGGCACUACGACUCUGUUUACACUAAACAAUUCAUCUCAAAUGCUGCGUUCUGUCAAUCUCUUAUUUAUGAAACAUUGUACAAAGGAGUUUUUGAACUUCUUGAAGUGGAUUAUGCUGUUAAAAAGAUGUUACACGACAAAUCAUCAAAAUAUCAAAGGGAUUCAAGCUCUUUUCUAAUGAAUGGGUUAGCUCUGCGACUUGAAAUAAGGGACAGUUACUUCAAUGUCAAAGACUUGUUAACUCUGGGAGUUACCCCAUUUCCCUACAAAGUGGCUAAAUCAUUAGAUCCAGAUAUUUAUAGAAAUGUUGAAUAUGACACUUGGAAUGAUAUUCGGCGAGGACUGAGGUAUGGAAUGUACAUGUGGAACAAUCGAGAACUGCAAGUUGGAGUAAAGUGCCUCGUGAAGCUUCAGCCAGACCGAGUUUGCCAUGCGCACAUUCAGGACAUGGCCCCAAAUAAAGGACCAGUUGUUGUAUUUGUUGAAGAACUGGGUGAGAAGGUGACAGUGGACUAUGAGAGCUUAGAGCUACUACCUCAGCCUCCACAACCUCCAUCUCUGCCCUUGCCUCUGAAACAGCUGAGACAACUGCAGACAAUAAAGGCACUUACUCAUGAUAUGCUGCCACAUGAAGACAUAGGUGAAAAAGAUGUCUGUACUGAAUCAUUAACAGUUAGUAAUUCUGAUAAAGAUGAUGUUUGGCGAAUUGUACCAGAAUCAGACGGGAAAGCUGCUCCAAAGCUAAAAAUGUUUGCAGAACUUUCAAAGCCUAGCAAAAGAUCAAGCAAAGCAUUUCGAACCAAAACCAAAGAUUUACAGUUACAGUCAAGUUCAGAUUCUGUCAAGAAUCAAGCUGAGGCCAAUUCAGUUGUUUCUAGUUCUGACUGUAACUAUCAACAACAAGAUGUGUUGAACUAUCAGCAGGAGAGCUAUGAAGAAUACAAUUCCCAGGGUUAUAUGCAACAGGCAGCAGACGAGGAGAUGGAACAGAAGGGCACUGAGGUGGAUUCCAAGCACGCCUCCGACUGUUUUUGUGUCUGGAACCCCAACACUACUACAUACCCAGCACAGAGACUUAUAUCCCCACCCCCACCUACUGUUACGUGCCACACAAAACCUGAGGGGACCGAGAGCUCCCAGUGGGUCAGUAGCAGAAGAGUCCUUGAAGCUGCUAAAGACCUAGAAAUUAUCAUUAGACUGGGAGCUGUCAGAGGCCCAGAAGAGCUACCAGAGGAUAGAAACUUCACAAAGCCGGUGUUGCUCCUUCAGAGAACUUGA
Molecule: messenger RNA, 1719 nt
Organism: Homalodisca vitripennis (glassy-winged sharpshooter)
Lineage: Eukaryota; Metazoa; Arthropoda; Insecta; Hemiptera; Cicadellidae
Product: putative bifunctional UDP-N-acetylglucosamine transferase and deubiquitinase ALG13
Exons: 13
Coding region: 76-1719 (547 amino acids)
Biological process (GO): protein deubiquitination
Molecular function (GO): cysteine-type deubiquitinase activity
Source: RefSeq, a predicted model, not a curated record